AGUGGUCAUACAGCGGAAAAAUGCAAGUUCCGUUCUGUUAAAUGCUUCACUUGUAAGAGGCAAGGGCGCCUAGCCCGUGUGUGCCAGCAGCACCAGAGUCGGCAAAACAAAGUUUUCCACUGUGAAAGCCAGUGGUCUGAUAAUGAACACUACGAACAAUUUCUGGUCAACUUGCAAGCGGCAUCGGUGAACAUGGUCCACCCAAUUUAUCGCACCAUGGAAUGGGAUGGCGUGGCUCUCGGAAUGCCAGUAGACACAGGUUCCCCCGUAACAAUCAUCACAUGGCCUACCUACACCAAAUACCUUCACCUUUGGCCUCUGCUCCAGAAGACUACCUUGCAACUUACUUGUUUUCUCGGUCAACUUCCCGUCAAGGGUCAACUCAAUAUCUCGGUGACGUACAGCGGGACCACACUGGAAGCUACCUUGGUGGUGCUGGGGUGCUCUGGGCCGGAUCUGUGCGGGCGGGACGUCAUCAAAGCCUUCGAACAACAGCACGGAAGGCAGGUUCUCGCCGUCGGAAUGAAGGCUGCCCCCGAUACUGAGCACCCCGGAACCACUCGCCAAGUGGGAGACUCUGUUUGGUACAGGAACUACGGGACAGGAGCCAGGUGGAAAGCUGGUGUUGUACAGGCCCCCGAAGGCCACCGCAUGGUAACCAUCAAGGCCGCAGACGGCGAACAUCGUCGCCGGCAUUAUGACCAGCUGAGCGCAAGAGAAACGGACAGCCCGGCACUCGCCGCCGGUGAAGCAGAAGUCAAGCAAGAGCCCGGGGUUCAGGCACCGCAGACGAAAGCUGGAGAAACCGGUGCACCACUGACCUCAAGAGAAGGACCCCAGAGCCUAGGUGCGCCAGACGCGGACAGCCGACCAAAUACGCAUGACAAUGAGGUUGGAAAUGACGUCAGCGGUGCGCAAUCUGAUGGCAAUCAAGAGUUCGAUCCUGGUGAAACUGUUAUGCAGGUCCACCAGAAACCGACGUCCGCCGGAUCGCUACCAGCCUUAAGGGGAAAGAAGGCUGAUGCAUCGUCAUUGGCACAUGUCACUGCCACUGCGCACCUUGUAUACGCAUGCCCUUCAGAGGCUAUAAAAAGCCUCGCUCCCAAUAAACGUUGUUCACUGUUGUACACUCGUGUCUGUACGCUUCAGAAUCCCUCUCUUAUGUCUCUGAAGGCGUUCCUUGGGGAGGACGGCCACGAACCCCACAACUGA
Rhipicephalus sanguineus (brown dog tick) is the source of this 1212-nucleotide messenger RNA. RefSeq lists its product as uncharacterized. The record is from RefSeq and is a predicted model, not a curated record. The coding region runs from base 193 to 1212 and encodes 339 amino acids. The transcript has 3 exons. NCBI's taxonomy places the organism in Eukaryota, Metazoa, Arthropoda, Arachnida, Ixodida, Ixodidae.